Cheilinus undulatus (humphead wrasse) is the source of this 3232-nucleotide messenger RNA. Its product is annotated as V-set and immunoglobulin domain-containing protein 1-like. The transcript is spliced from 11 exons. Bases 251 to 1450 code for a protein of 399 amino acids. NCBI's taxonomy places the organism in Eukaryota, Metazoa, Chordata, Actinopteri, Labriformes, Labridae. The record is from RefSeq and is a predicted model, not a curated record.
CCUGGGCUUAAGACAGAAACCACAGAGCUGGGUUUCUCUUUGGGUCGUCGUGGUGUCUGAUGACCUGUGGGUGCGGUUAAAUAAUCUUUAAUACUACUACCUUUUACUCUCCUGACCUCUUAACCACACCUUGAUUUAUUUAUCGACCACAGCAGUUUCAUCUGAGGGUGACGGACUAAGAGAGGCCGAAUUCAGACCAGUAUCAGAGUGCAUCAGAAUAUUUUGCCAGUAGUGCUGUGGAACAUCCAGGAUGAAGAUCCACCAGGUUGUCUUCUUGCUCUACUUAUCAGCUCUGUGUCCUGUCACUGCUAAACUCAACAUCUACACUGGAGCUACAGGAGGAAAUGGGAGCAUCGCCUGUAGUUUCUCAAAGCAAUAUGACUGGAAGUUCUUCUGUAAAAACGAAUGUGAAGGAGAGGAUAUUCUUGUUAAAACAGACGGUGUCAAAGCUGUGAAUGGCAGAUUCAGAGCUAGUUACCAAGAGGUGUCUAAAUCAGGCACAAAGAGCACUUUAAGCGUGACCAUCACAAACCUGAAGAAGUCAGACUCAGGACGCUACAGGUGUGGGCUCGGAGGGGCCGACGCUCCACAGUCUAACAGUGAUUUUAUGGUCAGAGUUGUUGAUGAUCCAAUUCAGGGAAACUCGUACUUUGCUGGUACAAAGGUUGAAGGGGAACACUAUACACGUGGAUGCAGUGGUGAUCCUGUCCCUGGAGGUUGGAUGUUCCUCUGUAGGGGAGACUGUGUUAAAGAAGAAGACAUUCUCAUUGAAACCAAUACCAGCGAUGCUCAGAGUGGCAGAUACCGCCUUGAAUAUAGAACUAAGUCUCUGUAUGGGCUGUACGUGACCAUCUCAAACUUGACCAGGUCUGACACUGGAUGGCACAGGUGUGGUUACGGCAGAGCCCUGUCUACAGUUUCAUAUCAAGACUUUCCUCUCAUCGUCAUUUUUGAUCCCAGUACCACUGAGAGUCCAAAGGUGACCACAGAGGAGCUUCCUGCUCCUGUCUCCACCCACAGCUACAUCCUUACAGAUCCCAGUACCACUGAGAGUCCCCCAGUGACCACAGAGGAGGUUCCUGCUCCUGUCUCCACCCACAGCUACAUCCCAACAGAUCCCAGUUCCACUGAGAGUCCCCCAGUGACGACAGAGGAGGCUUCUGCUGGUGAAGAGUGUCACCUGCAAAGCAGGAGCCCCCCAACAGAUGGGCUGCUGUACGUGGUCGUGGUUCUGGUCAUCAUCAUCAUCGUCUUGGGGCUGGCGCUGACAAUAGUUUGUGCUCACAGGAACAUCAGACCCCAUGGUUUGAACAGCAGAGUAUACAGAGACAGCAUGAAUGUGGAGGUCCCCUCUAAUGAGUACCAUCUUCCUGUCUCUGGCUGUGAAUUGACCGUCUACGAUAAAUUAUGUCCAGCCAAAACAGACCAAAGCGACCCCAACCUCAGCUAAAAACCACAGGAUGCUGCUGGGCCUAGUCCCUUGGAUAUUUACUGAGCCUCUUUCAGCCUGUUCAUAGAGAAACAGAUCAGAUAGAGCUUCAGUCAUCAGGAAGGAAAUUCAGUUUAAUCUAGAACUUGAUUGGAUAAAAACUCCCCUAAAAACUAUCAGACUUAAAACAUCUUUGUUCUAUCCUAGUCUAGGUCUUUCCAAAUGCGAGGUCCAGGUUGUUGUUGAAUUGUGGUCCAGACAACAAAAAUCUCUUGUCAGUUGUGGUCCAGAUCUGUGUUCAAUCAUGGUCCAGCCUUAAACAUCUUCGUUCAGUUGUGGUCCAAAAUGAAACAUCUUUGUUCAAUUAUGGUCCAGCUAUUUGUUUAAUUGUGGUCCGGCUCUGUGGUCAAUCAUGGUCCAAAUCUUUGUUCAGUCAGGGUCCAGAUCCUCCGCUAUUCAAGGUCCAGAGUUUUUGUUCAAUCUUGGUCCAGAUCCUUGUUUGAUCUUGGUCCAGAUCUUUGUACAGCUGUGAGCCAGAUCUUUUUGCAGUUGUGGUCCAGAUCUUUGUUCAGUCAUGGUCCAGACAAAAACAUCUUUGUUUAGUUGUGGUCCUAGAUAAAACACCUUUAUUUUAUUGUGGUCCAGAUGUUUUGUACAAGCUUGGUCUUUAGGAAUGAAUAGAAAGAGCAUUCAAACUUUAAAGCUCUAAAUGGACCUGUAUGCUACAGUUAUCAGAAAAUUUCUACAUACAUUGAGUACGAUCCUUACACUGGCUCUUUCACCAACUGCAGGACACUACUGGACACAAACACCAAUCUUUUAUAAAAGAGCUAUAGUUGUUAAAUGUUUAAUAUAUGCUAAUUAAACAUUUAACAACUAUAGCUCUUUUAUAAAAGAUUGGUGUUUGUGUCCAGUAGUUGUUAAAUGUUAUAUAUAUGCUAAUUAUAAAGAAUAUCUACUUUUAAGGUAAAUGAUGUACACCCAGUAGGGGGCGCUUUAGCUUUGCCAGAAGGCUACUAUGGCCUGGUGAGGCGUUGCUUCAGGGUUACAGAGACAGGGACAGCCACUAGUUUGACUUUUUGAGAUUUAGUUACUGAAGAACUUUAUUUUUGCAAUGUUUUCUUUUGUUAUAAAAAGUGUUAAUAGCUACAGUAUAUUUAUAUGUUGCACCUUUUACUCGUGUUUUGUGAAUAUAUCUGUGUCUCACUUUGGGAGGCUAGCAAAAAUAAAAAAGCACCAUCAGAGCAAUCCUCCAACUAUGCCUGUGUUACAACAUUGUUUUGUUUUGUUAGGGUUUUUAGGAGAACCCCAUGACAGUAUUAUAAUUAUUAAUUUAUCCAGAAUUCCUUAUUUUCCUCCCAAAUAAAAGCAACUCUGUUGGUUGGUUGUUUGCUUUUGGUCUUUUUUUGUUUCACUUUUUUUCUAAUUGUUGUUGCACAGGAAACAACCUUGUAAACCCUUGUUUUGAUCAGUGCUGUAUAAAUAAAGUUGUUGUUAUUACUAAUAUUAGCAUUGUUAGCAUUAUUAGCAUUCGUAAUAGUCACAUCUCUAUGAUGGUGUUGGUUGUCAUGAUCUGUCAGUGUCUUUGAUCAAUAAUUAUCACUUUGUUAUGUUAAACUGGAAAAUAAGAAGGAUACACAUUUCAAACACAACCUUAAAGCUUUCAUUUAAUGUAGGGAUGACGACUGAAAGAUGUUUAGAGCAAGUCACACUAGAGUAAAGUGUGACAACCAACCCCGUUCUCCCCUUUAAACAUGAAAGGACAGAUGCCUUGAGGAGAUACUUGUUUCUUUCUCUCUUUUU